Messenger RNA from Cladocopium goreaui, 852 nucleotides. NCBI's taxonomy places the organism in Eukaryota, Dinophyceae, Suessiales, Symbiodiniaceae. The record is from the annotation of a GenBank genome assembly.
AUGCCGAAAUCAUCGAAAAAGUCGUCCAAAUGCAUGGACACCGCCACAGCCGCGGAUGAAGCCAGCUGGUACCGCAGUGAAGAUGACUGGCCUACCAUCCGAGAUUUCUGCAAAUCCUGGCAGGGCAACCGUGAUCUGGGGAUGGUGUCCGUUUUUGACCGAUCCCUCAAAAUGUGCAACGAAUGGGCCAACCAUGGACAUGCAGCCUAUGCGUAUGAUAUCUCUCACAAUGGUGUGAACAUGGACAUUUGCACAAGGGUCGGCUUCUACUUUCUCCUGUCCCUACUUCUUCGUAUGGCUCCAGGAAGUUUCAGCAUGUGGGCUCCACCUUGUUCCUUGUUUAUUUUCCUGACCUCAAGCCUACAUCGACGACACGUAUUCGGAGCUGCAGGCGAUGUGACGCAGUUUGCUGUCAGACUAUCAAACCUGAUCAGCAGCAAUUGCGCCAUGGCAUUGAAAGCGGCCUUGAAGUUUAGGCCGGAUUGUCACGUGGUGGUCGAACAACCUUCUGGAUCAUGGCUGUUUAAAGCCGAUGUGUGGAAGGAGAUCAUCCAAGGGUUUUGGUUGAAAAAGACUCUGACAUAUCAAGGCUUGUUUGGAGGACCUCUACCCAAACCAACUCAUUUGUUGCAUUCGUUUGCUGCGGAUGGCUUGUUUGCUCGUAAGUUGACCAAGAAAUUGCGAGAAUCCAAAAAGUUCAAAAAAGCUCAAAAGAUCUACUAUGUCAAGGAUCAGGCUGGCUCAGUGACAGGCACCAAGAUGUUGACCACACUUAGUGUUUACCCAAAGCGAUUCACAAGCGUGAUUUACAAGGCUUGGGUGGCCAACAGCCGUCAGCCCCUAGCAGCCUGA